AUGGAGCCUGGCCGCAGCCGGGGCAAGCCACGCAUGCAACUCGUUUAUGUCAACACCUUCGGCUCCCACCGCUGUGGCUCUGUCAUCCGCUAUGGCAGGGGGUGCCGGCAGGCUGAGGGGGGCGAGGCCAGGCCCCCGCUUUCCCGGCCGAGCCCCGCCGGGGGACUGAGGGCUGCCCCGGCACCAGGAGACAAGGCCAGCCCUGGGCCGUCUGCCACCGGUGGCAGGGCGCAGGCGGUGGGGAGCUGUGGCGUGGUGAAGCCUGUCAGCCGCCGCCACGGUGACCUUCGAGAGCCUGACACCUUUGACUUUCCCUUCCCUUCAAGAAAUGUUGAUAAAGUAAUUCAACGAAAGAAGAAAAAGUCCAAAGUCUGGCUUAAGGUUUGGAAAGUAAUUUCAAAAAUGCUUAAAGAAAAUGAAAAGUUCAGAAGUCGACUCUUGACUUGCAGUCAGUUUAAUGGAGAAGGCAAUGAUCUGAACCAAAGUUCACAGAAUGAGGCAUCCUACCUGGACAGGGAGGAGUCCAUCUUUGGCUGGGUAUAGGAAGAAAAUAAAGGAAGAUUCAACCCAAAAGAACAUAUAAAAGUAGUGAGUGGUUUAUUUUGAUCU
Messenger RNA from Chroicocephalus ridibundus (black-headed gull), 609 nucleotides. RefSeq names its product chromosome 11 C5orf47 homolog (gene C11H5orf47). The record is from RefSeq and is a predicted model, not a curated record. The coding region runs from base 1 to 543 and encodes 180 amino acids. The transcript has 5 exons. Lineage: Eukaryota; Metazoa; Chordata; Aves; Charadriiformes; Laridae.